Dioscorea cayenensis subsp. rotundata (Guinea yam) is the source of this 1222-nucleotide messenger RNA. Its product is annotated as plastid division protein PDV2-like. Gene Ontology annotation, biological process: chloroplast fission. The record is from RefSeq and is a predicted model, not a curated record. NCBI's taxonomy places the organism in Eukaryota, Viridiplantae, Streptophyta, Magnoliopsida, Dioscoreales, Dioscoreaceae. The coding region runs from base 192 to 1016 and encodes 274 amino acids. The transcript is spliced from 3 exons.
CAAUAGGAAUAUAGGAUACUUCUCACAUCUGAUCAGGCAGAGCACGCUCACUUCUUUUCUAAUCUCUCCUGAGUCCUGAUAUAACAUCAAGUAUCAACCACAAACACAGUUAUACAAUACAAUACAAUACAAUCCAAUCCCAGAGAAGCCAAGCAACACACACAGAGACAGAGACAGAGAAUUUGUGAACGAUGGAGGCGGAGGAGAUCGGCAGGGUGCUUGGUCGAUCUUCGGAUCUCCGUUCCAAGUUCAACGAGUGCAUUCGUAGCCGUAAAGGAGGCGAAGAAGAGGAAGAGAGCAUCAUCGGCAUCCGCGACGCUUUUGAGUCGUUAGACCAGCAGCUCAAUGCCUUGCAGGCACUGCGACAACAACAAAUACAUGAGAGAGAAGCAGCACUUGCCCAGAUUGAUAGCAGCUGCUUGGCAUUGCUUAAUAAACUCAAGGAAUACAGAGGGGAAGAGGAGUUGGAGCUUAUUCAUGAGGUUUCAAUCUUUGCUGGAGAAAUCUUUGAACAUCAUGAUGACCUCCUCCUACCACCAUGCCCAAGGCAUCUUCCAGACUCUAUGUUGGAUGGCAUCUUUGCUUCUCACCUCUUGUGUAGAUCCAAGCUCUUGCAAACUGGGCUCGCUGUUGGUCACACUGAUGAUACCAAGAAGAGCAUUGAUGAAUCAGAGAAGAGGCAGAGUGCUCAGCCUCUUGGAAGUAAUGGAAUUGGAAUUGGAAUUGGAAUUGUGGGAUUUGUGACUAGGUCAGUUAUUGCAAUUGUUGGUCUUGUGUCUAUUCUGAAUUUAACUGGUUUCAAGCCUUGUCAUAAUAUCUGGGAAAGAACCAUUAAGGCACUGCAGCAAUUCAAAUUCUCAGCCGCAGUUCAACGGAGACGAAUUUCAAUGAAGUGCCCUCCUGGUAAAGUUUUGGUGAUUGAAGAUGGAAAACCACGCUGUAUGGUGAAAGAGCGAGUUGAGAUACCAUUUGAAGUGGAUCUUAAGACUCCAAAUGUUACUUAUGGUUUUGGAUGAAUAAUGGAUACCAUCUCAUAAUAAGUUUAGGCAUUCUUGGCAGCUGUGAACAUUUAUCCUAGUAAAUCUGGUGGGAACAUAGAUUACUGCAGGUAUGGACAACAAGAGAGGAUGACCGGGCAGGAAUUCUUAUUAGUUGGUUGAUUUUUAUUGUUAGUUUGCAAAAAAACAGGGAAAUAUCUGAUCAACGUUGUUCAGUAAGAAAA